CAGUUUUUUAAUGAGUCUGUCACUGAAUUGCAGACACUGCAUGACAGAGUAAAUGUAUUAUGUAUGCUCUGACUUAACUGACGAAUGCAUGCUGGGCUUGCAUCCUUCACCUCCACCUGACAGUAUUGAACAUGUGCCGAAGGCCAGAGACCCUUUGAUAGCAAAGCAUGUCAACGUGGAAUUUCUGGAGCUCCUAAGCAAGAGAUUGAUGCUGCAUAAUUAAAUGCAGCAUGGUGCCAAUAGAAGAGCUUUUACUGGUGCAGCACUAGGAUUCAAUAUUGUAAACAGAACAUGUUACAGUAUUAAGAAAUGGAGGUAACACACUUUUCACAAUACCUACCUUUAACCCUUAGUCAAUAACUGGUUUUCUGUGGUGCAAUAUAUUGUUAUGUGAUCAGGCUGCUAGUGUAGGUGUGCUUUCAUAAUCUUUAAUUACAAAUGGGCACAACCUCUUAGCAGCAGGCUCCCUAAACUUUCUGACUUUUUCACAAUGCUUGAUUUCUUCAUGCAAAUGGCACACUCAUCACAGCCUCUUUAAAGCACCACAGAAAGGGACGUGUCUCCAUACAGGUUCAAAUUGGCCAACGAAAAAGUGCACCAGACAGGACUUCUGCUGCAUCCACAGAGAAGUUGCAAUGUAAACAGUUGAAAAAAAAUACCAUAACAACUGAGGAAAUUUUCACUUCAUAUAUUUCCUUCAUUGGCAUACACAAGGUGCUUCAGAUCAGGAAACCAUGAGCUAGUUUUCUCAAAUUCUGGAAAACUGGAUCAGUUUUCCUUAUUUGGAAGAAUAUCUGACCUCAGUGGUUCACCCUUUGUGGUUACUUAAGCUUCUGAUUUUACUUUAUUCACCAAUGGUAGCUUUUAUUUUGUUUCUCUGGCCUUUCUCAUUUCUGCUGCAUAUUUACAAGAAGAUGAAUAACCAGCAAAAAAGUGAUAACAAAUUUUGGGAGAAACCAAGGAAACUUAUUGCUCUAGGUGCUUAUAUCGUUGGAAAGAUAUGGUUUGAUUAUGAAGUCAUUGGCAUGGAACAUCUCCCUAAAGGACCAGGGGUUAUUGUUUAUUAUCACGCAGUCACUGCUAUUGACUAUUCCUUUUUAGUGGCUAAACUUUUUAAGGAGACACAGAGACAGUGCUAUUCAGUAAUUGAUCAUGCCAUAUAUCAGCUACCAGGUAAAUUAUUAAAUUUAAAUCAUGCUUUUUUUUUUACAAAAAAUAUGUGAAAUAUGACAUAAAACAAUGCUAUAAAAUAUAAAACCAUGUUAUCAGGCAAACAGGUGAAAAAGAACAGGCAAAAAAAAUAUCAGCAAGAGGUGAAAUAGUAAGUUGGUAGAGAGGAUGGUUCUUUCUCACCAAGUCUUUACAGAAUGAAUGCAGCAUGAACCAUUAUUUCCAAACAAAAUAAAAAAAAUCCUUCCAGCAGUACCUUAGAGACCAACUAUGUUUGCCAUUGGUAUGAGCUUUCGUUUUUGACUAUGUCAAACCAACACAGCUACCUACCUGUAACUACCAUUAUUUCCAAAUCAUUCCUUAAUUAUUAAAUUUGUAUAGCUUCCUUCAUCCAAAGUUCCCAGGGUGGUUCACAACAGAAAACACACCUUAAGCAAGACUGAGGAUUCAGUAUUGUAGAGAAAAUGUUAUUUUUAUUAAAUACUAGCUGAUCCGGCCACGCGUUGCUGUGGUUCUUUCAUGUGAUCCCCCCCCAGUCACGAUCCAUGACGUAUCCUGCCCCUCCUCCCUCCACCCCGGCUCAUCCCUGUGUUUCCGUAGGAUACCCUUCCCUCUGUUGUCCCUGGGGAGUGUUGGCCCCUCCCCCCUGUAUCUCCAUACCUUGGCCUCCACCCUUCGAAAAGGAAUUGUUAGGUUCUGGGUUCUAUUUCCCAGCAUGCACUUUUGUCUGAACCCUUUGUUGUUCCUGGGGAGUGUUGGCCCCUACCCCUGGUAUCUUCCUACAUUGGCCCCCAUCCUUGGAGAAGGGGCUGUCAGUUUCUGGGUUCCAUUUCCCAGUAUUUACUUUUGUCUGAGCCCUCUGUUGUCCCCUCCCCCCUGUAUCUCCAUACAUUGGCUCCUGUGCACGCAUCGUGAACAUUUCUAUAUGUUUAGAUUAAGGAUCGGGGGUGAUGAUGUGCCCUGGGACCCAGAGAACUACUUAAAGAAUCCCAACCCGGGGAGGGGGGGUCAAAUAGCGAAGCCCCACAGCCCUGUAGCAACAGACAGGCCCAGACAGAAGGAGGGGGAUCAUAUGGGCCACUUGGUGCGGGCCUCCGAAUCCAAAGUGGGCCUCGGUCAGCAUAUUCACAAUCAGUAAAAUGAGAAAAGUAACAAAAGGGUUAAAAACAGGGACACAUUAUCUUAUCUACCUGGGCCGGGCCUCGAGUUGUUCAGUUCCAUAAAAAAACCCAGGAAGUGGCAAGGGGAAGGUAGGGAAUUGUAAAUAGGGUAGGGGGUGUGCACUGCAAAUAUCUGAGGACUUAAACUGGGGAGAGAAAGUGAAUGGUUGUUUUUUUAAAAUAAUUUUAAAAAGACACAGAGGCUUACAAUCUGUUGUUUCUCCUAAAAUAAGACAUACCCAUAAAAUAAGUCAUAUUUAUUUUUGUCUUGUGGAUUUUUUGGGGGUAGUGGUGCUAAAUUGUAAAGUAAAAACCCCUUGCAGUGUAGGGGCCUACAUAAAUCAAAGGCGGUGCUGCGGUCUGUGGCAACCCGCCCCCCAGGCAGGCCCCGACCUCCACUUGGCAAUGUUGGUUCUUUGGUGGGUUUUUUUGGGGGGGUAGUGGUGCUAAAUGGUAAAGUAAAACCCCUUGCCGUGCCCCCAAGUGUGUUGCUGUGGGUUAUCCCCCUCCCCGGGCCUAGUAGAGGCCUGACAGCCUGUCAGGGGCCUAAAACAAAGGCCUAGAUAAAAUGGCUGCCUUGGUGUAUUUCAGUUGCUUGGUUGAUGAUGAUGUCAUUUGGUUUGUGGGUGUGGCUUAGAUUUCUCAGGAAGGGAGGGGGUGGAGGAGGGUACUACGCCACUUGAGGGCGCUGUUUGACUUGGUGGAAAAGCAGGUCUGCACCUGGGCAGGUGUGCGAUUUGAGGGAUUUUUGCCCCCAACAACGCUCUAGGAGUGGCCUGGAUCGUUGUGUCAAAAUUUCAGGAUGAUCGGUCAAGCGGUUACGGAGAAAAGUGUCAAACAGAAUUUCACAAUUUUUACAUUUUUAUAUUACAGGAAUACCUUAUCUGACCUCAAAAUAGCUAUGCGAGUACUUUUUUUUCCUCUAGUAAUCACAAGGCAUUUCCUGUGCUUCCAUGCAGAAAUUUCGUGUUUAGUUGUACAACUGUCUACAGUCUUCCUCAGGGAUCUAAAAAAUGGGGCCAUCUAGAUAUUGUGACAUCUGAUUGAUGUGCUAUAACUGCAUAUAAUUGCUGCUGACUUUAAUGCCAGAAGAGUACAAGGUGUAAGAAAUAGGGUCUCUAACUUGAUGAUUUCUUCAGGUACAAAGAUACCAGAAAACAUGGCCCCACCCGAACACAUGGCCAAUCAAGCACUCCCACACACAGCUCUUAUGCCCCCAUGUGACACUGCAGUCGAACACAUGUGGCACCCUUGCUGUAGUGUUCAUGGCCCCCCGCUGCCACUCCCCCCACAUCCUCUUCCUCUGCAUUCACACAGCAGCCACACCAGGAAACAGAAAGAUCAUUUAAAGAAGGAAGGAAGGACAGAGCCCAAAGAGGCCCAGUAACACAGAGUGCUCUGUUUGGGGGGCAUUGCAUUGGGUGAAUAAACGCAGCAUAUAAUCUCCACCCACUCAGAGUGACUCAGAGAAUGGUCUGAAUAUAUGAGUAUUAUAACUCAUAUAAAUGCUUAAAGGAGAUUAAAGCAGUGUCACAGUUUUAGUUUACUCAAAGACUAGGCAAAAAUGUUUCCAUCUGCACCCAAAAGUAAGCAAGGGAGGAAUAUUCCAGCAGAGGAGAAAUACCAUUUAUUCUGGGAUCAUAACAGAGAAAGUCUUGAUCCGUGUGGAUGACAACCUAGCAUCCAGAACGCUGCAACAUAUAGGAGAGCCUUUUAGCUGAUCUUAAAUUUCAGUGUUCUGAACCACACUGUUUUCUUCCAAUAAAAGAUUGCAAUAUUUCAUUUAUUUUUCAACAAAGUGAUAUUCAUUUGUUGCAUUUUGUAUUAUUUCCAGGUUAUGAAGUUAUUGGCAUGGAACAUAUUCCUAAUGGACCAGGGGUUAUUGUUUAUUAUCAUGCAGUCCCUUCUACUGACUAUUCCCUUUUAGUAGCUAAACUUUUUAAGGAGACACAGAGAAAGUGCUAUUCAGAAAGUGCUAUUCUGUUUGGGGGGCAUUCCAUUGGGUGAAUAAACACAGCAUAUAAUCUCCACCCACUUAUGUGUGCAUGAAAAGAUGGAUUUAUGUUGGUGUAGGUAGGAUUCAACCAGCAUGGGCUCAUCAGUGCCAUGUGUGCGCGUAUGUAUCUGUCUUUCUGUGCAUGCAGCAAGGCACUGUGGUCUGUAUUUUUAUCAUAAUGCAAACUUGAAUGUCAUUCUGUUUUACUACAGACUUGACUUGUGGAACACAUGUCUAAAAAGGUGGCCACCUCAACACUUCCAUGAAAUCCUACUUGAAAAGGAUUGGCAGAGAACUAUGCUUGUGAUCCGUAAUAGUGCAAUAUCUUUGGAAUAAUGACACCUGUAUAGCGUCAACAAUAUUUCCUAAAUAAGAGUUAUAUAAAAUGAUUUUUUUCUAUUUUGGUCUUAUUUUUUCAGGGCUGAAGAUACUUUUUGAUACAGUCGGUUUGAAAGAUUUCAGUAAAGCUGAUUGUGUGGAAAUUUUGAAGAAAGGCCAUUUAUUGGGCAUUUCACCUGGUGGAGGUAGAGAAGCAAACUUUAGUAAUGACUACAGCUUAAUGUGGGGUAAACGCACAGGUUUCGCUCGGAUAGCUUUGGAGGCAAAAGUGGUGAUUUGCAUUGCCUUCACAAUUAUCCUAGAUAAGUCAUAAUGUCCUGACAUUCUUGAUCUAGUAUCCUAAAUGGUUGAAAAUGGCAGAUGUUUGGGGGUCAAAUGAUAUCUGGAGUUCCAAGUAUUUCUCACCCGGGUUUUUAAAGCUAUUGAGCUCAAUUACAUUUAAAAAGAAAAAUAGCUUUCCCCCCUCUUCAAUUCUUGAAAAUCUGCAUGUGCAAUUUGAAGUCAAUUACGUCUGGCUUGUCAUUGUAAUGCCAGGUGCGGAGCAUUAUUCCUAGUCCUUAACCAAAAUAAAGGUGGGGCGGUUGAGGUGAAGUAAUGCUCCAGUUAUCAGCUUCCUUUUGAUUUUUGAUUUUAUUCUUUUAGCCCAUCAUCCCUAUAUUUACACAAAACGUUUGUGAAGCAUACAGGAACGUUGGAAAGACAAGGUUGACAAGAUGGUUAUACAGUGGAACCUCGGUUUAUGAACACCUCGGUUUAUGAAUUUUCGGUUUAUGAACGCCGCGGACCCAUCUGGAACGGAUUAAUUCACUUUCCAUUACUUUUAAUGGGAAAGUUUGCUUCAGUUUAUGAACGCUUCAGUUUAUGAACAGACUUCCGGAACCAAUUACACCCAUGUUUCAGUUUAUGAACACUUCAGUUUAAGUACUUCACGGACCCGUCUGGAACGGAUUAAUCCACUUUCCAUUACUUUCAAUGGGAAAGUUCGCUUCAGUUUAUGAACGGUUACUCCGCGGACCGUCUGGAACGGAUUAAUCCACUUUCCAUUACUUUCAAUGGGAAAGUUCGCUUCAGUUUAUGAACGCUUCAGUUUAUGAACAGACUUCCGGAACCAAUUGUGUUCAUAAACCGAGGUACCACUGUAUGAGAAAACACGACUUCUCUACCUUCCCAUGUAUGGACCAUUUCCAGUGAAACUGAGGACAUUUAUUGGAGAACCCAUCCCAUAUGAUCCAAAUAUAACAGCUGCAGAACUGGCUGAAAAAGUAAACAGUUGAAAAAAAUUCCAUCACAACUGAGGAAAUUUUCACUUCAUAUAUUUCCUUCAUUGGCAUACACAAGGUGCUUCAGAUCAGGAAACCAUGAGCUGGUUUUCUCAAAUUCUGGAAAACUGGAUCAGUUCUCCUUAUUUGGAAGAAUAUCUAACCUCAGUGGUUCAUCCUUUGUGGUUACUUAAGCUUCUGAUUUUACUUUAUUCACCAGUGAUAGCAAUUCUUUUGUUUCUCUGGGCUUUCUCAUUUGUUUUGCAUAUUUACAAGAAGAUGAAUAACCAGCAAGAAAGUGAUAGCAAUUUUUGGGAGAAACCAAGGAAACGUAUGGCUCUAGUUUCUGAUAUUGUUGGAAAGAUAUGGUUUGGUUAUGAAGUUAUUGGCAUGGAACAUAUCCCUAAAGGACCAGGGGUUAUUGUUUAUUAUCACGCAGUCACUGCUAUUGACUAUUCCCUUUUAGUGGCUAAACUUUUUAAGGAGACACAGAGAAAGUGCUAUUCAGUAAUCGAUCAUGCCAUAUAUCAGGUACCAGGGCUGAAGAUAUUUUUUGAUACCAUCGGUUUGAAAGAUUUCAGUAAAGCUGAAUGUGUGGAAAUUUUGAAGAAAGGCCAUUUUAUCGGCAUUUCACCUGGUGGAGCUAGAGAAGCAAACUUUAGUAAUGACUACAGCUUAAUGUGGGGUAACCGCACAGGUUUCGCUCAGAUAGCUUUGGAGGCAAAAGUGCCCAUCAUCCCUAUAUUUACACAAAACAUUUGUGAAGUAAUCAGGAACAUUGGAAAGACAAGGUUGACAAGAUGGUUAUAUGAGAAAACACGACUUCUCUACCUUCCCAUGUAUGGACCAUUUCCAGUGAAACUGAGGACAUAUAUUGGAGAACCCAUCCCAUAUGAUCCAAAUAUAACAGCUGCAGAGCUGGCUGAAAAAACAAAGAUUGCAAUUGAAAAUCUUCGGGAUAAAUACCAAAAAAGGCCAGGAAAUAUAUUAAGAGCUCUCUCAGAACGAUUUGAUAAGCAUUACAAAACCAACUAGUUCAUAUAAUAAUUAUGUUAUUAAAGCUAAGUUGAUAUACACAGAA
This is a messenger RNA of Zootoca vivipara (common lizard), 7005 nucleotides long. The record is from RefSeq and is a predicted model, not a curated record. Lineage: Eukaryota; Metazoa; Chordata; Lepidosauria; Squamata; Lacertidae.